CGAACAAUAAACUGCUUUUCGUCGUCUCUUCUCUCUAUCUCUUUCUCUGUAAUUUCUCUCUUUUUCCAAUUCAAAUCUCGAAAAACUUUUCCCCAGCCCCAGAAAAAUCAACAACAUGAGUCGUUUCUGGACUCUGCUCUCAAAUCUUCAUUCUUUAGCAGGGCCUGUGGUGAUGCUGCUGUAUCCCUUAUACGCCUCGGUGAUAGCUAUAGAAACUCCGGGCAAGGAAGACGAUGAACAGUGGCUUGCUUAUUGGAUUUUAUAUUCGUUGCUUACUCUAACUGAGAUGCUGCUGCAAUCAGUCUUGGAGUGGAUACCGAUUUGGUACACCGUGAAGCUGGUGUUCGUGGUGUGGAUGGUUCUGCCUCAGUUCAGGGGAGCAGCUUUCAUAUAUGAAAGGUUUGUGAGAGAGCAAAUCAAGAAGCAUGGGUUUUUGAGACAUGAUGUUAAGACCCUUCACAAGAGUAUUUCUCCCAAGGGGAAAGGCAAGAAGAAAUUCGUCCACUUCAUCGUCCCCAAGAAAGUGGCUCAAGAACCUAUGUAAAUGCCGACUCCUUGUGCAAUUUUUUGGACAUAAAGAGUUUUCUGAACUUUUUCUCAUGUAUUUUAGAGUAGGGGUGAGGUUUAUGAAUGGAAUUAUAAUUAGGAAUUUAAAUAGCAAUCGUUAUUGUAAUAGUG
Molecule: messenger RNA, 678 nt
Organism: Hibiscus syriacus
Lineage: Eukaryota; Viridiplantae; Streptophyta; Magnoliopsida; Malvales; Malvaceae
Product: HVA22-like protein e
Exons: 5
Coding region: 116-544 (142 amino acids)
Source: RefSeq, a predicted model, not a curated record